CGUUGAAGAAUCAUUUCACACUGAUUUAUUAUAGCACUCUAGCUCUCAUCAACCUGAAGAUAUGCAAUAUGGAGAAGUUACCGAAAAAACACACUGUUGACCUCAGGAAGAAACACAUUGGUUCCAACACCCAGUUGUUCUUCCACUCUGACCCCCUGAAGAUCGUGCGUGCCUCUGGCCAGUACAUGUAUGAUGAAGCGGGACAGGAGUACCUAGAUUGCAUCAAUAACGUCUGUCAUGUUGGUCAUUGCCACCCUGACGUUGUGAAAGCUGGCACAGAUCAGAUGGCGUUGCUGAACACGAAUAGCCGGUUCCUGCACGAUAACAUCGUCCUCCUCGCACAAAGACUCGUCACGACCCUGCCUGAAAAAUUAAGCGUUUGCUACUUUGUGAAUUCUGGAUCUGAGGCAAAUGACCUUGCCAUGCAGCUUGCCCAAAGUUAUACCAAGCAGAAAGACGUCAUUUCCUUAGAACAUGCGUACCAUGGUCAUGUCAUCUCACUGAUCAGCAUCAGCCCGUACAAACACAACAGCAUACAUGGUGAGGGAUGCCCCGACUGGGUCCAUAUCGCGCCCACUCCAGACACAUACCGAGGUAAAUUCCGCGACACCGAUUAUCCAGGCGAGAAUCUUGCAACAAGAUAUGCUAGUGAGGUCAAGUCGUGUGUGGAGAAAAUUGAAAAGGAGGGCCGUGGUGUUUGUGCAUUUUAUGCCGAGUCACUUCAAAGCUGCGGUGGACAAGUGAUACCCCCACAAGGAUACUUCCAACAAGUUUACAAGAUCAUCCAUGAUGCUGGAGGAGUGUGCAUUGCUGAUGAGGUGCAGACCGGGUUCGGCCGUGUUGGUACACAUAUGUGGGCUUUCCAGGCGAAUGACCCUGAUCUUGUGCCCGACAUUGUUACCAUGGGCAAGCCGAUGGGCAACGGGCAUCCACUGGCUGCUGUCAUCACAACCAGGGAGGUGGCCAGUGCUUUUCAGUUGGAAUAUUUCAACACCUAUGGUGGUAAUCCUGUAUCAUGUGCAAUUGGUCUUGCUGUCCUCGAUGUGAUUGAGAAGGAGAGUUUGAUGAAGAAUGCCAUCAAAGUGGGCGAUUACCUGUAUGGCAAGUUUAAUGGCCUCAUGAAGAAACAUGAAAUCAUCGGGGAUAUAAGGGGUAUUGGUAUGUUCCUCGGCAUCGACCUUGUGGUGGAUCGUCACACCCGAGAACCAGCUACUGCUGCAGCAAAGGAGGCUAUCUACAGAUUGAAAGAGGAACAUGUCCUGUUCAGCGCUGAUGGACCGCACAGCAAUGUCCUCAAGUUCAAGCCUCCCAUGUGUUUCACCAUGGAAAACGCUGAUUUCCUUGUGGAGAAGCUGGAUAGAAUUCUUGGGAAAAUCUGCCAGGACAAGAAGGAAAAGCGACUUGUUAACCUCGAGAAACGAAAGUUAGAGAUUCGUAGCCAUCCGACUGAGCCAAAGAGGAUCCGACUGGAAAGUUAAGAUGGCUGGACACUUUGACAUUCUGGAAAGUGUUCUUGACUGUGUUCGUGCGCUUUCCAAGUAAGAGAAAGUCAUGAAAGUGAAUUGAAUUUUGGAGUAUGAGCCUCCGAAAUCCAAUUGAAUGGAGACUGAUGACUUUAAUACUUGUGAACUGAAUAAUCUAGAAAGCUUUUGAUCUAAUAACUCUCUGAGGGAUUAGAUCAAAAGGGAUGGAGGAGUAUGGUAUUGUAUCUGUUUUCCUCUCUGAGGGAUUGGAUCAAAGGGGAUGGAGGAGUAUGGUAUUGUAUCUGUUUUUCCUCUCUGAGGGAUUGGAUCGAAGGGGAUGGGGGAGUAUGGUAUUGUAUCUGUUUUUCCUCUAUGAGGGAUUAGAUCGAAUGGGAUGGGGGAGUAUGGUAUUGUAUCUGUUUUUCCUCUAUGAGGGAUUGGAUCGAAGGGGAUGGGGGAGUAUGGUAUUGUAUCUGUUUUUCCUCUAUGAGGGAUUAGAUCGAAGGGGAUGGGCGAGUAUGGUAUUGUAUCUGUUUUUCCUCUAUGAGGGAUUAGAUCGAAGGGGAUGGGGGAGUAUGGUAUUGUAUUUGUUUUUCCUCUAUGAGGGAUUAGAUCGAAGGGGAUGGGCGAGUAUGGUAUUGUAUCUGUUUUUCCUCUAUGAGGGAUUAGAUCGAAGGGGAUGGGGGAGUUUGGUAUUGUAUUUGUUUUUUCCUCUAUGAGGGAUUAUAUAGUGUAGGAAGGGGAUCAGCAAUUGGGUGAGAGUGGGUUAAUCUAUAUUGAUCUGCUUUUUUAAUGUUCCUCUUUGUAUACAUUUAAAAUAUCAUUCCUUAACUUCCAUUACUUAGCUCAUAACUUAACUUAAAUAAGCAAUAAUCAAUGCAAUCUGGCUUACUACAGGGUGGCCCAGAAUUAUUUUCCUAUGGACAAUAGAAUUCUUUUGUGUAUCCAUUGUGUGAGGCAUUGUCUUUCUGGCUUGCAAGUCAUAUCUUGCAGUGGUAAUAAUAUCAUGGUGUGUUUCAUUCAGACUGUAUGCUUGACAAAGUACUCUACCAUGAUUUGGCUAUGAUUUCAAUGUGGGCUCUCCACUGUAUGAAAAUGGAAAUUCAAAUUUCGGGUCCCUUCCUAGAAAAACGUCUCUUUUUGAGUAGAUAUGUUUUAAACGAAGACUUGAAAAAGCACAGAAUAUAUUAGAGAUACUAUAGAGUUUGUUAAAUGUACUUUCACUCCUAUCACUACUUAGGAGUAUGUAUCCAUUUCAGUGGUUUUCCCAUUACAUUGUUACCAAUGAAAAAAAGUCAAACCUUUCAAUUAAAGUGCCAUAACAUUUAUAA
Messenger RNA from Lineus longissimus, 2794 nucleotides. Its product is annotated as ethanolamine-phosphate phospho-lyase-like. The transcript has 11 exons. NCBI's taxonomy places the organism in Eukaryota, Metazoa, Nemertea, Pilidiophora, Heteronemertea, Lineidae. The coding region runs from base 69 to 1478 and encodes 469 amino acids. The record is from RefSeq and is a predicted model, not a curated record. Gene Ontology annotation, molecular function: pyridoxal phosphate binding; transaminase activity.